This is a messenger RNA of Paramuricea clavata, 1827 nucleotides long. NCBI's taxonomy places the organism in Eukaryota, Metazoa, Cnidaria, Anthozoa, Malacalcyonacea, Plexauridae. The record is from the annotation of a GenBank genome assembly.
AUGUGGACUGAUUCGUUUACCGUACUUUGUUGGAUACAAAAUGAUAAACCGUGGGAGCAAUACAUACAGAGAAGAGUCGACGAAAUUCGAAAACUCGUUGGAGAGGAUAAAUGGAUGUUCUGCCCAGGAGAAUUUAACAUUGCAGACUUACCUUCGCGAGGUUGUAGUGGAGCAGCACUGGUUAAAAACGACGAAUGGUUCCAUGGUCCUAAUUUCCUGAAGUUAUCAGAAGAAAACUGGCCGAAACCUCCUCGAUGUAAUGGAGCAGAAAGUGAAAUCGCAUUAUCGGAAACGGUGAAAUCAGUCAACAAGUCAACAACUCAUUCCCUUACAGUCUUAGAGAAGAAACAUAACACAGUUAGUGUCGGAAAGGUGGUGGAUUGUCAUCGAUAUAGUUCGAGAAUACGAUUAUUACGAGUGACGGCUUACGUAUUUAGGUUCGUAAGGAGGAUUAAAGGACAAACCGUAGAUAAAACGUUAGAACUAUCAGCAGACGAACUGAUCGAAGCCGAACAGGUAUGGAUAAAGGAUAUUCAGAACAAUAUGUUUCCCGAAGAAGUUAAACAAUUAAUUAAUCGUACGAAAACUUCCAGCUCAAGGCUUGAUCAACUACGCUUAUUUCUGGACGAAAAAGGAAUUAAAGGAACACUGAACCGUAUUCGAGAAAGAUAUUGGAUCCUACAUGGAAGGCAAGCAGUCAAGCGGGUUCUACGUAAAUGUGUGACAUGUAAACGAUUAGAAGGGAAGCCGUACCCUACGCCCAAGACUCCGCACCUACCAUCUUGGCGAACAAGUGAUGACCCUCCCUUUAGUUACACGGGAGUGGAUUUCGCUGGACCCCUCAACGUCAAAGAGAACUCAAAAUGUGGUCAACAAUCAACAAAAAAGUCAUACAUCGCUCUAUUUACUUGUGCGUCAACACGGGGAAUUCAUGUAGAACUGCUUCCGAGUUUAUCAGGUGAAGGAUUCUUACAAGCAUUUCGUAGAUUUUCAGGUCGCAGAGGACUUCCAAGAAUGAUAAUUUCAGAUAACGCGAAGACAUUUAAAUCCGCUAGCAAGGAACUGUCAAAAAUUAAGCGUUCUCCCGAAGUGCAACAACAUCUCGCAAAAAAUGGCGUUUCUUGGAAAUUCAUUAUCGAAAAGGCCCCAUGGCACGGGGUUUUUUGGGAACGUUUGAUAAAGAGUGUUAAAAGAUGCCUGAAAAAGUCCAUUGGUCGAGCUACGUUAUCGUUUGAAGAGUUACGCACGAUCUUGAUCGAGAUUGAGUCAACGUUAAAUAAUCGUCCAAUUACGUACAUAUAUGAUGAUGAAGAAGGGAUAUCCUACCCCCUUACGCCAUCUUGUCUACUUUAUGGACGGAGAACGACGACUACGCCAAACGACAGCCAGUUCGAGAUAGUGAGCACAAACGAGUCUUUGACAAGACGAGCUCGACAUCACAAAACUCUACUAAAGGAAUUCACUAAACAAUGGAGACGAGAAUAUUUGCUAAGCAUUCGCGAAGCAGCGAGAUCGAGUAACAACGGUACAAGGGACGUAAUUGUCGAAGGAGACAUUGUAAUUUUGAAGAACGAGAGCACGAAACGGUUAUUUUGGAAAAUAGCGAUGGUCGAAGAGCUUAUUCGAAGUAUUGACGGUGUUGUAAGAUCAGCGAAGAUCCGAGUGUUGAACAGUGAGACUCGAAAGCCUAUCAUCAUACGGAGACCUAUACAACAUUUAAUCCCAUUGGAAAUUCGCUCGAAAUUCGGUAACGAGCAUGAAGAAGACCUAGUUGAUGUGAAUGAAGAAUCAUCCGGAACACAAGAUCUCAGUACAGAACCAUUAUAG